AUAUCUGAUCUUUUGGAAGGAGGUCAAGUAACACUUUCGUCUCUAAAGAGUACAAGUUGCGACUUUAUUUUGAGGCUGGUAACACAACAAUUAUGACUCUUUUGAAAAGUCAUACCUUAGCUUUGGCUAUUCUACUAUACCUUACGUUUCUAGCAACAGAUGGCGCAACCCACACUGAUACGAUUUCUGAUGGUAUCAAGAAUGAGCUCUUUAAGAAUCAAGAAGACCAGAAGGAAACACAAGACUAUAAGCGAUCAAUGUCAUUCCUUCCAAUGAGAGGUCGCAGAAAAGACGAAGAGAAGCGAGCAAGCUCAUUUUUCGGGCUUCGUGGUAAAAAAGAUUUCCCCAAUGAAGACAAAAGAGCUAUGUCUUUUUUCGGGCUUCGUGGUAAAAAAAAUUUCGCCAAUGAAGACAAAAAAGCUAUGUCUUUUUUCGGGCUUCGUGGCAAAAAAGAUUUCGCCAAUGAAGACAAAAGAGCCAUGUCUUUUUUUGGACUUCGUGGUAAAAAAGAUUUCGCCAAUGAAGACAAAAGAGCUAUGUCUUUUUUUGGACUUCGUGGGAAAAGAAAUUACGAUGACAAAAGAGCAAGCUCUUUUUUUGGCCUCAGAGGAAAAAAGGACGGAAUAGAUGAUAAACAAGAAAAUUCUUUCUUCGGAUUGAAAGGAAAGCCAAAUAAUUUGGAAGAGAAAAGGGGCAUGUCAUUUUUUGGACUUCGAGGGAAGAAGGAUGAUUACUUAAAUCAAGCUAAACAUUUUAUGGAUUUCUCUUUAAGUGAUUAUGAUGAAUAUCAUAAUGGUCAAGAAAACCAGGGAGAUGUUGAUAAUUAUGUAAGUAACUUGAAAGAAGAUUAUUUAAGGAACCAGGAUUUUAGUAGUGGUUCUUAUCUGACCAACACAUUGGAGGAUCAAAAGAAACGAGCAGGUGCAUUCUUUGGGAUGAGGGGAAAACGAAAUGCAGAAAAGGAUCGAAACAUUGAAACCAAAGAGGUACGAAUAGUUCCAGGAAUAAAGAGAGAAGAAUUUUUUGCUUCCCGAGGAUAACAGCGAUAGAGGGAAUUACUGCAAAUGUCAAGUUGAGCACAGACUGCUACAAAAUGUUACUUACUUUUCGCAUCUACAGGUUUUAAAUAGUGUGAAUAAACACACUAUAUAAAUUGCAUAUUGAUGUCCUUAAAAAAGGUUGUAUGUUGUAUACUUUCUAUUAUUGCACAUACGUGUCACAUUUUAUUUUAUCACUGUAAACAAGAAGUAUUACAAUACAAUACGUAAUAUUGUUAAGAGCACAAGAUUUUUGUUUUAGUUCUUUAGUAUACAGGAUUGCCUACUAGUAUGUUCAACUGUUAUUGAUUCAGGAAAGUAACGAGAGUGUGAAAUUUACGACUGUUUUCCUUUCUAUGUGUUCAUCUAUUGUGUAGUGGCGGACCUGAAUAUUCGCUCUUACAAAAUAAAACUGUGAAUAAUGCUUAA
This is a messenger RNA of Limulus polyphemus (Atlantic horseshoe crab), 1466 nucleotides long. RefSeq names its product tachykinins-like. The record is from RefSeq and is a predicted model, not a curated record. NCBI's taxonomy places the organism in Eukaryota, Metazoa, Arthropoda, Merostomata, Xiphosura, Limulidae. The transcript is spliced from 4 exons. Bases 93 to 1040 code for a protein of 315 amino acids.